AACAAUUGCAUGGUGACAGCCUUAGCAAAUUCCAAAUCCUUGAGGCAAGGCAUCGAAGCCAACUUCAGAUCUACAAGGACAAGGCCAAAGCUUUGGCAACACUACAAGAAUACAUCGUCAAAACCGUUGGCAGGUACUAUGAUAUCAUUGCCAAAGAAGAUGAUAUUGCAAAAGAACUCACAAUCCUAAAGAACCGCGUCAAACCAACUGACUGGGCACGGGAGAGUGAAGUCACGGAUCGGUAUUACGCUACGCUCAAGGAAGUCAGCAGAACAAAGGUCGAAACAUGGAUCUCGAAAUGGCAAGUCACAUUGAACGAAGCCAAGAAUCUUGAUCUACCUGAUGUAAGAGGCCUGCGACCGACUCGACAUUUCCUUAAGGCAGUAAAUGCAAUUGACCCAACAUUCUCAAAAGUCUGGAUCAAUCAGAUGGAAGCAAAUGCCCUAUCCCACGAGGAUGACGAGUGGCAAAAGACGUUCCCUGAUGGAAUCAAGAUCAGUGAAAUNUGCCUCUGCGGUCGCAGGCAUUUCUAUGCGGAGUGCUACUACCUUUCUGACUCGGUACGACCAGCUGGAUGGUCUCCGGACAAUAAAGUCCAGGAAGAAAUCGAUCAGAAGCUCCAAGACCCUACAAUCAAGGGCAAAGUCGAACGGUCCAUCAGGAACCGGAAAAAGAAGGAGGAACAGUACCAGCAGCAGAAUGAAUCGGAAGUCAAAGGCACCGCCUUCGCUGGAGCCGUAGCCAAGGCCCAGCCCGAGGAUACGCAGCCAACGCAGGAGCUAUCCAACGGACAGACUCAAUCCACGUUCUCAACCGCAGCUGUCUACCCACUUCGCGAUUCCUUCAUCCUAGACUCUGGAUCCGACUCUCAUAUAUGCAACAAUUCCAAACGCUUCGUUGAAGGAUCAUACAAAGUUUGCGACACUACUGAAGCCGC
Molecule: messenger RNA, 937 nt
Organism: Daldinia childiae
Lineage: Eukaryota; Fungi; Ascomycota; Sordariomycetes; Xylariales; Hypoxylaceae
Product: reverse transcriptase family protein
Exons: 1
Source: RefSeq, a predicted model, not a curated record